GUGCGCUCUGAUCUUUGGCGCGGAGAGGCUGCACUCAGCGGCGCGCAAGGUGGCCAAAUGAAUCACCGCCCACCCGGCUCCUCCAGCGUGCAAUGGCUUAACAGAAGAGACAUGAGUGUCCGAACGGAGGACAACUUCAGCUUGUGCCAAAGGGCCCUUCAGAUCGUCACGGAGCUCUGUCUAGCGGGGCAUGUAGAUGGGGAGAAAUGCUCGGCUAUAUUUCCCUUGGAGAGCAACAUACAAGACAUCUCUAUCAGUCUCCUUGCUGUUGUCGUGGGUUUCUGUGGACUCGCCCUGUUGGUAGUCUCUCUCUUUGUCUUUUGGAAGCUGUGUUGGCCCAUCUGGAGGAGCAAGGCCCUCUCGUCCCACGUCGACAAUGGCCCCCGUGUCGGGCUCCCUGAGGCCCCUCCGCCAGCCCCCCUGCCCGUCACACCCCUCCACAAGGUGGCACCGAUGGAGGAGGAGAUGAAGCCUGUGCCAGUGGUGAAGGUGAACGGGCGUUGCAGCUCUGUGAAGCUGCUAGAGGCGGCCAUGAAGAUCAGCCAGACAUCCCCAGACAUCCCUGCUGAGGUGCAGACGGCUCUCAGGGAGAGGCUGGGCCAGCAGGCCAAGAUUCAGAGGCAGACCACCGACCCCACCUCGUCCUCCAGGCACAAUUCAUUCCGCCGCCAUCUGCCUCGCCAGAUGAACGUGACAAGUGUGGAUUUCAGCAUGGAUACGAUCCCCAUCCGCCAGUCGUCCACCGUAAGCAUCGGCCGCAUCAAGCCUGAGCUCUACAAGCAGAAGUCUGUGGACUCCGAGGACGGGACCCAGGAGCCGGUGGAGACGUGCGGUAAGCUGAGCUUCUCCCUGCUCUACGACUACGAGGAACAGGCGCUGGUGGUCACGAUCCUCAAGGCCCUGGAACUGCCGGCCAAGGACUUCACUGGCACCUCCGACCCUUACGUCAAGAUCUACCUGCUGCCAGAGAGGCAGAAGAAGUUCCAGACGCGGGUCCACCGCAAGACGCUCAACCCCACGUUCGACGAAGCCUUCUGCUUCCCCGUGGAGUACGACCAGUUGUGCAACCGCAAACUGCACUUCAGUGUCUACGACUUUGACCGCUUCACCAGCCACGACAUGAUCGGCGAGGUGGUGGUGGACAACCUCUUUGAGCUCUCCGACCUCUCGAGGGAGGCAGUGGUGUGGAAGGACAUUCACGCUGCGACCACGGAGAGUGUGGAUCUGGGGGAGAUCAUGUACUCUCUAUGCUACCUGCCCACAGCAGGUCGGAUGACACUGACUGUCAUCAAGUGCCGGAACCUCAAAGCCAUGGACAUCACUGGAUCCUCAGAUCCCUAUGUAAAGGUUUCCCUGCUCUGUGACGGACGGAGGCUGAAGAAGCGGAAAACUACCACCAAGAAAAGCACACUGAACCCGGUGUACAACGAGGCCAUCAUCUUUGACAUCCCCCCAGAGAACGUGGAACAGGUCAGCCUGUCCAUCAUGGUGAUGGACUACGACCGGGUGGGCCACAACGAGGUGAUAGGUGUGUGUCGGACGGGGCCAGAUGCUGAGGGCCUGGGGAGGUACCACUGGAACGAGAUGCUGGCCUACCCACGCAAGCCCAUUACGCACUGGCAUGCCCUGGGAGAGUGGCCAGGAAGAGCGACAAGCUUUGAGAGCCAGGGGUCCUGUCCUUCCCCCAAACCUCCACAAACUCCAUAGGAAAUACGAAUAGAAUCAUAUG
Oncorhynchus masou masou (cherry salmon) is the source of this 1729-nucleotide messenger RNA. RefSeq names its product synaptotagmin-10-like. Gene Ontology annotation, cellular component: plasma membrane; exocytic vesicle. The transcript is spliced from 7 exons. Lineage: Eukaryota; Metazoa; Chordata; Actinopteri; Salmoniformes; Salmonidae. Bases 58 to 1707 code for a protein of 549 amino acids. The record is from RefSeq and is a predicted model, not a curated record. Gene Ontology annotation, biological process: cellular response to calcium ion; calcium-ion regulated exocytosis; regulation of dopamine secretion. Gene Ontology annotation, molecular function: phosphatidylserine binding; calcium ion binding; clathrin binding.